Messenger RNA from Fulmarus glacialis (Northern fulmar), 504 nucleotides. RefSeq names its product ankyrin repeat domain 33 (gene ANKRD33). The transcript has 4 exons. The record is from RefSeq and is a predicted model, not a curated record. Gene Ontology annotation, molecular function: protein binding. The annotation marks the transcript as partial. Lineage: Eukaryota; Metazoa; Chordata; Aves; Procellariiformes; Procellariidae.
CUGAUGGUGGCCUGCUACAAGGGCUUCGUGGACAUCGUGCCCCUGCUGCAGAAGUGCCCCUACAUAAAUGUCAACCAGCAGGACAAGGACGGGAACACGGCCCUCAUGAUGGCAGCCCCGGCAGGACAUGUCACCAUCGUCAACUACCUCCUCAACUACUACCCCGCGCUCGAGGUGGACAAGCGAGACCCCCGGGGCCUGACGGCGCUGAUGAAGGCUGCGGUGCAGGGGCGGCAGGACUGCGUGGCCGCCCUGCUCCUGGCUGGAGCAGACCUGCAGGCGGUGGAUCCCAUCAAGAGGAAGACGGCCCGGUACCAGCCCGAGUGGCCAGCCCUGCCUGAGCUGGUGGCCAAAGCCCUGGCCCCCAAAUCCAGGGGCAAGAGGCUGUCGGAGAAGAUCCGAUCCAUGUUCACCUUCAGCUUCCCCCGCGACCACGAGGAGGACGGCGUGAUGGACCACAUGGUGAGGAUGACCACCUCCCUCGCCAGCCCCUUUGUGGCUACC